This is a messenger RNA of Octopus bimaculoides (California two-spot octopus), 7296 nucleotides long. RefSeq names its product nuclear receptor coactivator 5. Gene Ontology annotation, molecular function: RNA binding. The record is from RefSeq and is a predicted model, not a curated record. NCBI's taxonomy places the organism in Eukaryota, Metazoa, Mollusca, Cephalopoda, Octopoda, Octopodidae.
CACAUACACACACGCACACAGAUAUCUAACGACAUCUACCAUUGGUUAACUACAAACGCAACAACCAAUCAACACUAAUGUUUCUCUUCAUACACUGCACAAGCGUCCUCAUCUAGGUUCUAAGCCGAAGCUGACGUGUUGCGUAUGCAAUGAGUAAUCUCACUGAUAAUCGUGGCCCUUCUCAUGAUAAAGAUAACAAAGGCCCAAAUAAUAUAAAACGUAAUUUCCCGAUGGAAAAUCGAGGCCGUCGACCAAACGAUGGCAACAAUUCAGACAGAGGUGUGAUGAACUUUGGAAGGCCUGGAUAUCGAGGAACACGCAUAUAUGUUGGGAAUUUACCACCUAAUUUGCAUAGCUCUGUACUGAGAGAGAAAUUUGGAAAAUAUGGAAAAAUAACAUCAAUUGAAAGUUAUCAUAACUGUGCCUUCAUUCAGUUUGAGAAAGAAGAGGAUGCAAAGGCAGCAAUAUCUGCGGAGAUGUUCUGUAUGAUAAAAGGACAGAUAAUAAAUGUAAAUCUGGCUGUUGAAAGUCAAUCUUCUGAUUCAAGUGGUAGAAAUGAAAGGUUUAAUAUGCGAGAUAAAGAGCCUUGGGGAAAUCCAGGCAUGCCUAAUCGGGAUCGAUCUCCUCUUCGCGAACCAUUCAACAGAGCUGGACCUUUAGGCAAGAAUGGAGCUGAAAUGGAGAACAGGGAGUUCUUUGAUAAUUCUAAUAAAUGGAAUGGCCCACCAAACAUUAACCAGCGUUUACAACAACCACCAGCACAGCAGCAACAACAGCCACCACAACAAGGACCAAUGGGAAAUCAAUAUUAUGAUGAAUUUCGAGAUAAUCGUUCGAGACCUGAUUCUUUUGACAGGGAAGCUAAUAACUGGACCCGUCCUCCUUUCAAUGACAAUCCUCCUUAUUCCAAUAAUGCUCCACCACAAAGACCAGCAUUUGAUGCCUCUUUAUUGAUUACAAGUCCACAGCUGAGAGACUAUGCUGAUCAUUUAAAAAGAAGAUUGGAAAAUUUCAACAUGAGUGCUGAGAUCUGUGUAAUUCCUGAUGAUUCUCCUCAAAUGAAUUUUGUGGAAGAAAAAGCUCGACAAGGAGUGUUAUAUGUCAUUAUCAUAUGUCCACAAAACGAAGUUUAUAAUUCAUUAACCUUGCAUAUAUUUCCAGGUACUCCUCAAGAGCAUAGAAAUAUGCCAUUAGCUGAUGCUAUGAAUCUUGUGGCACGCAACUUUGAACGUUAUCUCCAACAAAUGAAAGAGGAAAACAAUUCUUCAAAACCUGCACCAACUCAAGUAUUUGAUCCACCUUCAUUUGAGAUCAGAUAUUUGUUAGAUCUAUUAGCUGAUAGCCGCCAUCUCUCAAUUGAAGAAUUGGAUAAAGUAUUGCUGUAUGUCUCUAAUCGAAAGAAGAAAAUGAUGGAGAUGAACAUGCAAUCUGCUGCCACAGAAGGUUCAGGUGGCUUUAGAGCCGAAGAGGAUAAGCGAAGAAUUGAUAGCAAAAUGCUGUUACAGCAUCCCAACCAGCAGAAAGAUACAGAUUUUCAAUCUAAAAUAUUAAGUAUGAUUACUUCUAAUACCGCUGGAGAUAACUCUGCUGAUGGACAGUCAUCAUCACUGCUCAAUCCUCUUCUUCGUACCAAAUCUGAUGCUGCAAUGAGCAAUAUGGAAGAUGUUCCCCCUGAUUUUUUUGGAAAUCCUUCAAACAUGAAAGCUUUUAUCAACUUUGAAAACCCUACUGUUAAAAGGGCUCUUGACAAUUUGAUGCAGAGUGGGCCUAAUAUCCUUGAAAAUAUUACUGCUGUAGCAAAAGGGCUAUCUUUACCUCAAAGAAGUGAUAAUUUACCAUUUGAUGGAGUGAAAAAUCAUCCCCGUUUUCCAACCAAUAAUUCUGGACCUAGUUCUAUGGACCGACACAUCCCACAAUGGGGUCCACAGCGGGCUUCACAAAUGCCUAACACGGGCAUGAACCAAAAUUUGGCAAGCAGACCUACUCCAUCUUCAGUAGGGAUCAGUAACCGUUAUUGAUUCUGAGAUACACUAUUUUCUGUUCAAUUUGAUCAUAUUUCCCUGUUAUACUAUGAAUUACAUGAAGCAAUACUGCAUUGAAAGUCUGAAUUAUUUUAACCAAACAUAACAUAUACUUGUUAUGUUUGACAGAAAAAAAUAGAUAUUCAAAAAAAAAUAGAUCUUCAAAACUGACAUUUUCCUUCACUGUCUUAUAUCAUCUCCACAAAUCUAUCAUCUUACUAGCAUUGAUCACUCAUUCAUGAAAUACUUUCCUGAUUUGUGUAUAUUGAAGAAUUUCCUCCAGUGAGCAAAUUGUUUUUUGCUUUUUUUUUUUUCAACAGACAGACAUUCUCAUUGUGACUGAUGAAGGGAAAUAUUGUUUUGUUUCCGUUGUUGUUUUUAUAUCACAUGCAAACUAUUGGUUGUAAAUUAUUUCAGUUUUAACUUGUAUAUUAUCUGGUAUAGUGCUUGCUGAAGGCAUUUUACCACAAAGUUUUAUUCCAUAAAAUCCAUUAUAAUAAAAACUGCAGAGAACAAUGUUAAAUAACUAUAUAACAUUGUCUUGAAUUUAACACAUUGGUGCCAGCAGAAUCAAUGGAUUGAAUUUUUUCUGCACCACUGCAAAUGUUUACCUUAUCUCAUGAGAUCUGUUAUAAAAUGGUGAUAGAUCUGUCUUUUGUAUCUUUCUUGAGAAAACAGAAGGUGUAUAUCAAUUUAUAUGUACAAUUUAUCACCUGAUAAUGAAGUAUAUAGUCCAGCUUAUUCUCUAACGUAUUGUGUCCUUGAUAAAGGCAGAUUGCUUGCUCUCAGUUGGCUUAACAAGCUCUUUUAGAGCAGCAGUUGUUAAUUUAUAAUUGAUAGUAGUAUAGAAUGAGAUACAUACAGAGUAUUUUUUUAAACAGACACCCAAUUUUACCAUAACAUUCACUUAAAACCUUACACCUGAACUUUUUUCAUGAGGCUGUACAUUUGCCUACCAUAAUGCAUUGGAUCUCAUUACUGUUAUAAGCAGCUAGUUUUGGAGGUAUCAGUUUAUUAGAUUCUAUCAUGACUCCCCUUGUUAUGUAUUUUUAAUUGUUUUGUGUGUCUUUCAGUUAGUCACUACUGUUCUAAGAUAAAAAUACUAAAAGUGUACAUUUCAUGGUUAGACAGUAAUUAUUAUAAUCAUUAGAAGGCAGCGAGCUGGCAGAAUCAUUAGCAUGCUGGACGAAAUGCUUAGCGGUAUUUCACCCGUCACUAUGUUCUGAGUUCAAAUUGCACCAAGGUCAACUUCGCCUUUCAUCUGUUUGGGGUCGAUAAAUUAAGUACUAGUGAAACAAUGGGGUUGAUGUGAUCAACUAGUCCCCCUCUUGCCAAAUUUGAGGCCCUGUACCUCCAGCAGAAAGGAUUGUUAUAAUCAUUAGAAGUAUUCAUAGUUGUAUAUAGAAGGCUGUGUUUGACAGAAUUGAUAGAGUGGCAGGAAACAAUGCCUUGUGUCAUUUAAUUAUAUUCUGAGUUUAAUUCCCGUCUGGCUUGACUUUGUCUUUCAUCUUUCUGAAUUUGAUAAAAAUAAGUACCAGUUAAGUACUGUGUCAUUUAAAUUGACUAUACCCCACCCCAAACAUACGUGUCCUUGUACCUAUAUUAGAAGUUCUUGUUAUUUUUAUUUUUACAGUGGAAUGGAUAACGCAUUAGACAUGCAUUAAAUAUACUAUAUUUAGUUAUAUCUCUUUGCGUACCAAAUUCAUAUACCAUCGAGUUCAGCUUUGCCUUUCAUCCUUUCAGGGUUGUUUAAUCUGAAUUAGAGACUUUCUUGUCAAUGUUCAAAGAGGGAAACUUUGGUAUUUUGUUCUGUAGAUUACUUUUAACAAUGCACAAAGUCAACUGUGGUAAAAUUUUAAACUUCAGAAAAUGGGAUACUUAAAUUAUAGCUAGUAGAGUAUCCAUUCGAUUAUCUUGAGAAUUUACUAAAGGAGCUGGUUAAGACAACACAGUAAUGUUAUUCAAUAUUUAAUUUCAACAACAGAUGAUUUAACCCCCAAAUAGUAAUUAAAAAUACUGCUUGUUAUUUGCUAUUUUGAGUCAGUGAACACCUUACAACAAUUGUCUUUCUUGCCUAAUGACAAUAAAUUUAUCAUCAUCAUAUUUAAAGUUGCCAGAGUGUAGUAGUAACUUAUGUUAUUAAUGUUCAAACCCUGCCAGUGUCAGAUUAAAUAUACUGGGUAUAAUCAAUUUAUAUAUUCUUCUCACAAAAUUGUCCAUGUUAAGAAAAUUCAUCAUUAUCAUUGUAAAUAAUCAGGUUUUUCUCCUCCCUCACAGUUGGAUGCUUAGUAUUAGAAAGGGUCUCAAACAAACCAGCAUAGAGAACUAGAUGUAAAAUGGUGAAACCAUUUCCAAAUAUGCUGCAUUGCAUAUAAUGAACAUGGCAGUUGGGUAGUCUAUUUCGUUACUUGCUUGACUAUUUUACAUGCUUAUUUGACAUCUACUGGGUAUGCUCUUUCUCCAUCCAUUUUCUUUCCAAAAUUCAUUUUCCCAUUCACAAUGUUUUCACCCAGAAUAUAAAACCUCUUGUAAUAUUUCACCACAAUUUUCUUAUGAGUCAUCUGAACAGCUAUUGAAAUAUAUCAUUUACAUCUUGAUCUCAGUGUCUGGCUACUACUGCUUUUAAGAAAGGAAUAAACAUCACAAUUUCCAACCCCACUUUUAUACAUCCAAACUGAAAUCUCAGGUUUUAUACUUUGUAUGUAAGAUGCCCAUUGUAAACAUCUAUAUCUGAAGGAACAGUCUGUUUCUUGUAUAUUUUUCCAAAUCAUCAUAAUCAUCAAGAUAAUCUAUGUAUACUGUUAAUAGAUCCUUCCCCAUGUUUCAUUUCUCUCAAAAUCACUAGGUUUUGUGUUACACAUACACACACAUUGGGCUUAAACUCAUAACUCUUUGUUAUUUAAAUCACUAAACAAAUUAUUAUUAAUAUCAUUAUAAUUUUGCUAAUGACUGCGUCUUUGGAUGUUCUUAUGCUACAUUCCUAUCAACAACAUCAUUUAUUAAUUUAUAGCCCUCUCUUUUAACAAGUAGUGUGAGAUGUCAGCCAUUUCAACCAAAGUAUAAUAUCACUUUAUUCCAUUUUAGAUAUUUUUGUUUUAGAAAAAUUUAAAUCUGUAGAAAUAUGCUGCUUUCAUAAUAGAUAUUUUCUAAAAAAAAAUCUGAUUAAGACUAAGACAGUAGUCAUAUUACUAAUAGCAGUUUGUGUGAUGAUACAGUGUCCCCUCUAACAUUUUAUAAAUACUACACAAAGUAGAUACGGUUACAUUAAACUACAGAUCUCUUUAUUUAUUUAGGUGAAAAAUAGAAGAUAUUCUCAUUUCUUAGUUGAAUACUUGACUUUAAAGUAUUUAACCUUGGCAUUAGCGUAGAUAAGGUAAAAUUCAAAUUAAAGAAACUUGUGAUGGACUGUGUUGACAACAAUGAAUGCAUAAAAUAAGUUCAUUUGUUGUGAGGAGUGAAAAAUAUGUUUCAAGCUUAUGACCUUAUCUGUAACUAACAACAUGGAGAAACAUCUUAGAGAAAAAAGUGAGGAAUUAUUUACUCUCAAAAACUUAAACAGUCAGUUAGUUUGUUACAUAAUAAAGAAUUUGAAGAGAUUUAAUAAAGUUUUAUCCAGCUGUCAAACAGAACAUUUGGAAUAACUGGCUAUAAGUGUGUUUAACAUGAAUUGAUAAUGAUGGUCUAAUUUGUCAAAACAAUAAACACUCAAGUGAGCUAAUACAAAACCAGGAGAUACACUGUUAAGCACUGUAUAUGUAACAUUGCUCAUAGAAUCUGUUCAUUCUAUUGGUUUUAUUUGUAAAUAGACUCUUGAUAUUACUUGUAAAUAAACAGAACACUGCUUUGUCCAAUUAAUACUGACUCAUUUGAAAUAGACCUAAGUUGAAUAAACUGACCAUGGUACCAAAUAGCCAUAUUGCUAUGAAAGAACAAAACUAAAUUGCUUAUUAUUAAACAAUCUUAUUGAUAAAUACUAUACUGAUGUCUUGGUACUAGUCUAGAAAAGAAAUAGACUACUGUAUGAUGUAUCCCCUAUCUCUAUGCUUUUGGUCUUUCCAUCUGUAUAACAUGCCCUGACAAUAUACUCAGUUCUUUCUUACUCUGCAAUUCUCACCUUAACUGUCUCACUAAUGUCUAGCUCUUCAGAAACAACUAUGUAACUCUUUCCAUUGGCAAACUGAGCUGAGAUAUAUUCAGUGGUUUAGAGUUCACUCUAAGAGCACAGUAACAAAACUGAGACCAAUUGAAGAAUUAAAUGAAAUAAGUGUGAGAUUCCAGCGAAGUAGAACAAUUGCUCACCCAACAGCUUAGCAUUUCUAAUAAACUGAAGUGUUGACUUAUGGAUUUCAUUGUCAGUAUUUUCAAUCAAACCCUUAGGUGUUUUAAGCAUGACUCUGUUUUAUUUCACUGAUUUCUUUUGUUUUGUCUUAGAAUCUUCUACUUCACAUUUUUCAAUGUUAAUUUGGUUUAAAUACAGAGAUUAGAUGAUAGUUUCACUGCCUACUUCAAUCUUUAGCAAUAUCAUGUACAAUUGUGAUAGUAAAGAUAGUUGGAGCUGUUGCUAAGAAACAGAAAUAACUGUGGCUAGCAACAUUGUAUCUGUAGAAAGACUUUUUGAAAUGGGUGCUAUUGGUGUAAAAUGUAUAGGUUCUUCUUGAGCUCUGACUUAAUGUCUCAUUUAUUUAUCCCAACUCAUUGGAUUCAUUACCAUUCAGUCUGUGUCUCUUUUUUAAUGACUGGUGUGGCCUCCCAGCUAUCCUAUGAACAGUUGUACAUAUCCUUUAUGCACAGCAUAUAGAACUGCAAGCAUGUAAGUUCUUGUUUAUUGUGUGUGUGUAUAUACACAUACGCUGUACUGCAGAAAUUUGGCUAGUUUUAAAGUGACUUCAGGUCUUAUAAUUCUGACAUCACUGAAUGAAGAAAAAUUUAUUUUUAUUUCAUUUUUGUCAUUUCAAUCUCUGUAUUAAGUUAUUGUCGUUUAUUGUUUGAUAAAGAAGCUUUAAAAUAAUGAUUACUCAAAACAGUUUAAGGUUAACCUAAAAUUUUAGUCUGUGAUAUUUUGACAAAGAAUCAGUCUUGUAAAUAGUCAGGCCAGGCUAAAAAAUAUGCUCAUCUUCAGUUUCCGUUAGUUCCCAGCUAUCUUGUGUAAACACUUUACAAGAGGGUGUAGCUAUUGAAAUGUGUAUUGCAAUAUUUGAUUUUUACCUUGUGAAGAUAUUGUAUUUACAGAUCAUUUAAUUACAAUUUUAGAAAAUAAAAAAAGUUGAAAGCCUAA